CUUUCCCUCAAGACACAACAAGAGCCUUCCAACGCACAACAAAUUUUCUCGCAGACACCAACCAUACACCACUGCUCUUUGUACCACAAUUUUCCAAGCUCACUCAUUUCUCUUCAUAAAAGAAACUGCAGUCAUUAUGGUAUCCCUCGCAGCCUUCGUCUGCAAGAUCUGGUUGCUGAGCUCCAAUUCUAGGCUACAAACGGUGCUCAAGCCCCUCGAAACCCCAUCAAUCCUCCAAACCACAUUCCCACCUGGGCUCAGCUUGCUCAGGUGUGUUUCUGGUCCAUUUGUAACUCAACAAGUGCCAUGGCUGAUAACAUCCCUAAGCUGAUUCCGGGAGCCCCGGUUGUUAAUUUAAGCCUUUCCUCAUCCUGACGCCUAUUUUCUCCUAUGGUAAUCUACUCAUGAGGUUGCCCCCGGCGUAAGAAAAAAGAUACAACAUUACUGGCAGAAGUAGCAGACAUGCUAGUGGGCUCUAACAGGUCGUUAUGAACCAGGGUACAUACCUUGGGAUGAUCUACAGAGGCACGACUUCAUACCAACAAGCUGCAGUGCUUGGUACUGGACUAGUCCUUACAAAUGCUGAUUGGAAGCAUGCUCCUAAUGCCGUCGUCCUCGCCGGAAAUGGUCCCUACAACGAUAAUCAGGCCAAUUACUAUCGCGCUGUACAAGGACAAGCCACCAGUGUCUGGCUCCCACUCCAUGCGAGCGUUGUAGGAAUACUUUGGGAGUCUUCCACACCUGCAAGAUUGUCCCUGGCUAUUAUGGCACUGUUCGGCGUCAGCGACGAUUCUUGUGCGGCAAAUGUGCGAACUGCACACAUGAUAGACAGGGCUGCAGCUUUACCGAUGAGGAUGAGGGCGGAGAUGGCGGUGAUGCUACAAGGAGCCACCAGAAGGCCCUAA
Molecule: messenger RNA, 905 nt
Organism: Cadophora gregata
Lineage: Eukaryota; Fungi; Ascomycota; Leotiomycetes; Helotiales; Ploettnerulaceae
Exons: 2
Coding region: 489-905 (138 amino acids)
Source: RefSeq, a predicted model, not a curated record